This is a messenger RNA of Medioppia subpectinata, 231 nucleotides long. The record is from the annotation of a GenBank genome assembly. Lineage: Eukaryota; Metazoa; Arthropoda; Arachnida; Sarcoptiformes; Oppiidae.
AUGGCGAUUACUAAUAAAAUUAUUAAUUGCAAAAUGGCCUCAAAGUAUUUGUUGGACUCAAUGGAUAGAUUUGGCGACGAUUUGUGUGAAGUAUUGUUGAGUUAUCUGUCAUUUGAGGACCGAUUCCGAAAAUUACAAAACGUUAAACGACUUGAAAUAGGGGCCGAAGGAUGGCAUUGGAAACUAGAUAUGAUGAUCCCGAUUAUGAUCUAUACUACAAUCAAUACGUGA